AUGAUUGGCGCCCUACGAAACCAAUUCAGCACUUCUGCCACUGGCGUUAAGAUGGAGGAGUCCCCGAAGAAGACUGUUUUGGAGGGCAACCUGCCUGCCUCAUGGUAUACGGAUUCUACAUUCUAUGAGUUUGAGCGCCGUGCAAUCUUCUCCAAGCACUGGCUUUUGACUACUCAUCGUGUCCGACUGCCUGAAACUGGAAGUUACCUUCGAUUCGAAAUCGCCGGCUUUGACUUUUUGUUGGUCAAGAACAAGGAGGGAAGCAUCCAGGCCUUCCAUAAUGUGUGUCGUCAUCGCGCAUAUCCCCUCAUCGAUAAAGACGCACCAACAGAAGGCAAAAGAUCAAUUCUCUCUUGCGGUUAUUACGGCUGGUCGUACAACCUGAACGGGAACUUGACCAAAGCUCCAAAGUUUGAGGAGUUGCCUGAAUUUGACCGCAGUGAGUAUGACCUCUUCAAAAUACACACACACGUCGACAAGGUCGGAUUUGUAUGGAUCAAUCUGGAUUCGUCCGAAAAUCCUGUGGCUUGGGAAGACCUGCAUGGUGGAACGGACGAGCAGCCAAGAUUGGUUGACUUCAGCUUGGACAAGUAUGUCUAUCACAGGACCUGGACCACCAAUGGAAAGUAUAAUUGGAAGGUAGUAGGGGAGAAUUACAAUGAGUGUUAUCACUGCAAAGCCAGUCACCCAGGUAUUACCAAAAUUACCAAUCUGGAUCGCUACUCGGUAGAACCACACUCAGGCCGCUUUGAACAUUUCCCACCUAACCGAGACGAUAUCAAAACGGAAGACUUUGAGUAUUUUGGGAAUGGUGCUUUUACAUACAACUUCCCAAACACAUCUGUCAAUCUGUCCACGCCGUACUUCUUUAUCAUGCGUGUUGUCCCAACUAGCUCAAGCACGGUGACUACGGAAUAUCAAGUCUAUCGCAAUCCUGCCUCUUCUGAGGAGGUUUUCCAGCGUGCGGCUGACUUCUUCGAGGGUAUUGAGCUAGAGGACUACGACCUAUGUAAUGGUGUUCAGAAAAACCUCAACUCCGGUGUCUAUGUGCACGGACCGUUGCAUACACAACGAGAGAGCGGGGUUCUAUAUUUCAAGAACUUGGUAAAAGCACAAUUGGAGGCUCAUCUUGAGCAAGAGGUCGCCACCGGUCGUGAAAUCUGGCCAGCGAGGCGCGAACAACAGCUCCACAGCAAGGUGGCGGGGGAAGAAAAGGUUCGCGACGAUGUAUGUGCUUGUGGCUUGAAGGGAGGAUGUUCAUGA
Messenger RNA from Penicillium cosmopolitanum, 1263 nucleotides. RefSeq names its product aromatic ring-hydroxylating oxygenase subunit alpha. The transcript has 3 exons. The coding region runs from base 1 to 1263 and encodes 420 amino acids. NCBI's taxonomy places the organism in Eukaryota, Fungi, Ascomycota, Eurotiomycetes, Eurotiales, Aspergillaceae. The record is from RefSeq and is a predicted model, not a curated record. Gene Ontology annotation, molecular function: iron ion binding; 2 iron, 2 sulfur cluster binding.